Opisthorchis viverrini is the source of this 1806-nucleotide messenger RNA. RefSeq lists its product as hypothetical. Gene Ontology annotation, biological process: regulation of DNA-templated transcription. Lineage: Eukaryota; Metazoa; Platyhelminthes; Trematoda; Opisthorchiida; Opisthorchiidae. The record is from RefSeq and is a predicted model, not a curated record. The transcript is spliced from 2 exons. Gene Ontology annotation, molecular function: DNA-binding transcription factor activity, RNA polymerase II-specific; RNA polymerase II cis-regulatory region sequence-specific DNA binding. Bases 1 to 1806 code for a protein of 601 amino acids.
AUGGAAAACUCAACUGUAUCUCUUGUUUAUGAUACUCUUCAACUGAAUGGACUACACGAAGACAGCCUCAUUUUUCAGUUGGUGCGAUAUCUCAAAUAUUGCAGUGUAAUAACAUGGAGGAAACUACUCAAAAUUCAUCUGAUUACAUUUAAAGAACUUGAUGAAUUUCAACGUCUUUGGAACCACUGGAGCGUGGGCCCGACUGACGACAAACCUAUGCCUUACCACUCGAGUCCCAAACAUUCAACCACUACUCCACAAACUUCGCCAAACCUUGGAAGCACCCCGGAUUCGUUCACAGAUGAAAAGCUUACUAAUACAGACACAACCAGUGCACUCCACUCAAUGCUUUCUGCCAACGGUCCUGCCGAUUUCAAUAUACCGUCAGAACUACUGCAAACUUCCCUCUCGCCUACUUCGCUUCCUAACGGUACCUACCGUUUGGAACCGAUGACAAAGGACAAUAAGUCAACACGUUCAUCUCUGGAUAGGCUGGAGAAGUUGGCCGAGAUAAAAUCCAGCGUAUCUUCCACCCUGAGUAAUGGAGGUUUUCCUUUCGAAAAUCCUUCUCCUAACGUCUCCCUGCAGUUUCCAUCAGAUCCAAGCAUAAGCCUUUUCCAGCUGAAUCAGCUUGCACAACUGUUCAUUGGACACCAUUCCCUGCAACAAGCCACACAGCCAGUUCCCCAAAAAUCAAACCAAGAUUCUUCGAGUAUUGUUAAUUUACCUGGAUUAACCACAGAUAUUCACUUUGACUCAUCCCGUCAAAAGUAUGGACUAGAUGACUACGUUCGCGCGUGCUUGACCUCCAACAGGGAGUCUUUCCAACUGAGACCGAGCGCUGUUGUGAAGGAUGGAUUCGAAGCAAGAACGACGCGAAGCAGUGUAGUAGGAAAACCCAAUCCAGAACAGAAAAAAUCCGAUGGAUUUUCUAUUCCAAGUCUCCUUGGACGUUCAGACGAAGUCAAAGAUUGCAGACGGUUUCCUACAAAUUGUUCCCCCAAAGGCUCGUUCACACCAGAAAGAUUUAAUUGUAACACGUGUAGUCGGACCUAUUCUACCCAUACUGGACUAGUCCGACAUCAGGCUCACAAACACGGUAAUGUCCGUUUAGCUUCUCAGGCGGCAGUUCAAUUGAGACCAUCAUCAGAAGCCUACAAAUCACAAAUAAAACCACCGGGUACUUCAUCGAUCAGUGCAGGUAUCCGGUCAAACGAACCUGUUUUGCGUACAGUGCGACCACCACACAGACUGCGUACAAACGUCCAGAUAGAAAAAAUGGGCGCAUUUGAGCCACAUGGAUCAGCAAAUGCUGUGAUGGAAAAUCAAUUUUUCGACGCCUCUGGCCAGUGUCGAUCAGAACGACCAUUCUGCUGCCAUAUUUGUACAAAGAUUUACUAUUCAAUGUCUGCGCUAAAAAUGCAUGUCCGAACUCACACGCUUCCCUGUAAGUGUAAUCUCUGUGGUAAGGCUUUCUCACGUAUGUGGCUGCUAAACGGCCAUUUACGGACGCAUACGGGUGAGAAGCCCUUUGCUUGUGUUGUUUGUGCCAGGGCUUUUGCGGACCGAUCCAACCUCCGAGCCCAUAUGCAAACCCAUUCAGAAGUGAAACGUUAUCGUUGUGUGCGGUGUUCAAAGACUUUCUCACGAAUGGGACUACUUACAAAGCAUCAGUCCAGCUCAUGUGGCCUGAACAACAAUGGAGAUGUCACUACAAGCCGCCCUUCGGAUACGAUGAGUGAAGAUUUGUUGUUGGACAGUGAAACCUCAAGUUCACCCAUCACCUCACCAAAAGGUAUUACAUGA